AUUGUGAAUUCACUAAGCCCUCAAGAGAUCCAUGCUCAAAUGAUGAAUCCUCAGUCAACAUUCUGGAAGGAGAUGGUGGACUAUCUAGAAAGUGUACAUCAAGGAGAAUUCAUAGAUAAAACAAUGACAGAAGUACAGAAUGAUGUUGCAUAUGCAGCUUCAGAUCCAGACUACAAGGAUCCCACCCAGACCCUGCCAGAAGCUCCCCCAUAUCCUUGUAAUCACCAGCCAGAUGUGAAAUGCCAUAAUUGCACAAAGUGUGAUACUUGGUGGCAAUCAUUUAAGAAUAAUGUCAAUGAUCUACUGUAUAGAUCCAAUAUACAUAGCUGUGGAGAUCACUGUACUGUGAAAGGUGAAUGCAAAGCUAAGUUUCCAAGGCCCUACAAAACAACAGUAGAUGAGAAAGUUGGAUAUAUCAUCCUGAAAAAGCUGGAAACAAGGCUCAAUACAUUUACAACCACACUUACAUAUCUGUUGAGAUCAAAUCCUGAUGUCACUAGUCUUCUUUCAGGGACAGCAUUGAAGUCUGUUGCUGCAUAUGUUACUGAUUACAUUACAGAGACACCAUUGAAGACUUACACUAUCUUCCAGACUAUCUGUGAUGUAUUUAAUUGUCAAACAACCAUGAUUGGAGGUACUCUCAGGGAUCAGGAAAAGGCCAGGAAAUUACCCACUCAGAUAGUGAACUCACUAUCUGUAAGGAUGGAGAUGGGUGCUCCCAUGGCUGCUGCUUAUUUACUAGGAAAUCCUGAUCAUUAUACAAGUCAUCGCUUCCGCACUGUGUAUUGGAAAUCUUAUUCUAGUGAAGUACUCAAGGAUUGGGACAGUACAGAUCUAGAUCAACUUGCAGAAAAUGAUAAUCCUAAUCCCAAGGAUCAAGUGGUUGUGAAGAGAUCUAGGGAGGGUUACACAGCAUACACUCCCAUUAUGGAUUAUAUUUACCGUCCAAAGCCAUUCAAAGAUGUAUGCUUAUAUGACUGGAUACAUCUAUCACGCAAGAAGCUGCUGCCCAAUAUUGCUUCUAACUCUGAUGCAUCCCAGACAGGUACUGCAGUUGAAGCUCAGGAAGACAGUAGGGCGAAAAGUUUGAUCCACAAGACUUGA
This is a messenger RNA of Gloeophyllum trabeum ATCC 11539, 1104 nucleotides long. RefSeq lists its product as uncharacterized. The transcript is spliced from 2 exons. The record is from RefSeq and is a predicted model, not a curated record. NCBI's taxonomy places the organism in Eukaryota, Fungi, Basidiomycota, Agaricomycetes, Gloeophyllales, Gloeophyllaceae. The annotation marks the transcript as partial.